Paramecium tetraurelia is the source of this 474-nucleotide messenger RNA. RefSeq lists its product as uncharacterized. Gene Ontology annotation, molecular function: GTPase activity; GTP binding. The transcript has 3 exons. The record is from RefSeq and is a predicted model, not a curated record. Gene Ontology annotation, cellular component: endosome. NCBI's taxonomy places the organism in Eukaryota, Ciliophora, Oligohymenophorea, Peniculida, Parameciidae.
AUGUAUUAUAUACAAAUUCAGAUUAUGUAAUAUAUUUUAAUUACUAUUUCAAACAAUGUCUUAAAAUAAAAGUAAAUAAUCCAAUGCUAAAUUAUAGUUAUUAUGCUGGGAGAUUGUGGAGUAGGCAAAACAACUAUCUUAAACAAUUUUUUGGAUAUCAAUGGAAAAACUGAGACAACCAUUGGAGUAUAGCAUCAUUCGUUCACAAGAAAUAAUGUGAAGUUUUCAAUAUGGGAUACAGCAGGACAGGAGAAGUAUAGAUCCAUAGUGUCAAGCCAUUAUAAACGAGCAAAGGCUGCUAUUUUGGUUUAUGAUUGUUCAAGUGAAUCAUCAUUAUUACAUAUUGAUAAAUGGAUUGAAGAACUUGUCUUCUAAGCUGGUGCAAAUGUUAAAAUUGCAUUAAUAGGGGUAAUUGGAUCUAAAUUUCAAUUUUGGUUAGAAUAAAACAGACUUAUAAAAUUUCGAUAUAAAUGA